This is a messenger RNA of Chaetomium globosum CBS 148.51, 1236 nucleotides long. RefSeq lists its product as uncharacterized. Gene Ontology annotation, cellular component: nucleus. Lineage: Eukaryota; Fungi; Ascomycota; Sordariomycetes; Sordariales; Chaetomiaceae. The transcript has a single exon. Gene Ontology annotation, molecular function: DNA binding. The coding region runs from base 1 to 1236 and encodes 411 amino acids. The record is from RefSeq and is a predicted model, not a curated record.
AUGGCCCCAGAAGAUAACAUCCAACAGGCAAUCCAAGCCGUCAGGGAUGGCCAAUCCAUCCGCAAAGCUAGCGAGGCAUGGGGAGUUCCCUUUUCUACCCUCCGGGACCGAGUCGUCGCCAACGCCCAACCGAAGGGACAGUACGAAGCACAGGUGAUGCAGAAGCUCAGCCCUGAUCAAGAAAAACACUUGGCCGAUUGGGUUCUUGCCCAGAAAGCUCUAGGGCUUCCGGUAAAGCAUCGACAAAUCGAGGUCUUUGCUAACCGUAUCCUCCGUGCCUCUGGAUCUGACCAGACUGUCGGUAAACACUGGCUUCAGAAGUUCAUCAGAAGAUAUCCAGUUUUAAAGACGAAGAAAGAUAGACGUAUGGAUAUCAAACGGUUGGAUGGAGCUAGUACUGAUGUUAUCAAGGCCUGGUUCCAUUUCCUCGCGAUCCCAGUCAUCCAGACAAUUGACCCGCAAGACCGUUGGAAUAUGGAUGAAACAGGGAUAAUGGAAGGUCUGGGAACCAACGGCUUAUGCGUUGGAUCAUCGGAGACAAAGGAAGCGUUGUCGAAACACCCCGAAUCCCGGAUCUGGACAACCAUUAUAGAGUGCAUCUCAGCAACCGGAAAAGCUCUCCCACCGUUAGUCAUCUUCAAGGGGAAAGACAUCCAACAACAGUGGUUCCCUGAUAACGGCAAAGACCUUGAUCCAUUACGCAACUGGCGGUUUUCGACGAGUCAGAAUGGCUGGACAUCUAAUGAUAUUGCCCUCGAGUGGCUGACAAAGAUCUUUUGUCCGACGACGGCAACAUCGAAGAAGAGGCUCCUUAUUGUUGAUGGCCACGGUAGCCACGAGACUGACGACUUCAUGUGGACCUGUUUUUCCAACAAUAUCUACCUCUUCUUACCUGGACAUGCCUCCCACGUUCUACAGCCCCUCGACCUGUCGGUUUUCUCUCCGUUGAAGACCACUUACCGCCGUGGUAUCAACGACCUCACUGUGAUGACAGACUGUGUCCCCAUUGGCAAGAGGCUCUUCUUACGGCGUUAUGCGCAAGCCAGGAAGGAUGCCAUCAAAGAAAGGAAUAUCCGAAGUGGCUGGAAGGCAUCAGGAUUGUGGCCAGUCAACCUAGAUAAACCUCUGAUGAGCCGUCUACUGUUGAACCCAACCAACCAGCCAGUCAGUCAGCCAGCCAGUCAGUCGGCCGGCCAGUCAGCUAUCCAGCCAGCCAGCCAGCCAGUCGUCGGCUAA